AUGGCUACUGCUGCAGAGGGUAUCCUUCCCAAGGGCGACUCUCGAUCGGAGAAGUCGGUUCCCCAAUCGUCGAGCGAUGUCGAGAAGCAGACCGCUGUCCACGAGGAUGGUCUGAAGAGGAACCUCUCCUCGAGACAUCUACAAUUCGUCGCCAUCGGUGGAACUGUUGGUACUGGUGUCUUCAUCGCAUCUGGUGGAUCUAUCGCGACUGCUGGUCCAGCCGGCGCUCUCCUUGCAUACGUCUUCGUUGGUACCCUGGUCUACGCGGUCAUGCUCAGUCUUGCGGAGAUGGCAACAUACCUACCCAUUGCUGGAGCCUUCACACAAUACGCCGCCCGUUUCGUCGACCCUAGUCUUGGAUUUUCCAUGGGAUGGAUCUACUGGUUUUCAUGGUCUAUCACGUAUGCUUUGGAACUUACAGCUGCUGGUUUGAUUAUUCAAUGGUGGGACUCUAGUCUCAAUAUUGGCAUCUUCAUCACCAUCUUCUGGGUACCUAUCACUGCCGUCAACUUCCUGCCCGUUGACAUCUUUGGCGAGUUCGAGUUCUGGUUUGCUUCGAUCAAGGUCGUUGCGCUUUUCGGUUUCUGGAUCUUCGCCAUUUGCAUGAAUGCUGGUGUUGGAGAUCAGGGUUACAUCGGAUUCAAAUACUGGAACGAACCAGGCGCAUUCGCCCCUUAUCUCGCCGCCGGACCCGUUGCUAAGUUCGUCGGUUUCUGGGCUGUGCUCAUUCAGGCCGGAUUCGCAUACCAGGGCACCGAGCUGUGCGCCAUUGGAGCUGGAGAAUCAACAAACCCACGCAAGACGAUGCCCCAGGCUAUCCGCAAGACUUUCUGGAGCAUUUUCAUCCUUUUCGUCUUCACUAUCUUCUUCAUUGGUAUCCUGGUGCCCUAUGACAAUCCCGAUAUUGCUAUUGGCGACACCAACGCCGGCUCCAGCCCUCUAGUUAUCGCCAUCAAGCUUGCAGGCGUUAGCGCGCUACCGGACAUCAUGAACGCCAUUCUUCUGACUGUGGUUCUCUCUGCCGCUAGCUCUAAUGUCUACUCUGGAAGUCGUAUCCUUGUCGGUCUUGCUGAGGAGCAUUGUGCGCCCGCAUUCCUCAAGCGCACCACCAAGCGUGGCGUGCCAUACUGGGCCACCGCCGUGACAGCUGCCAUGGGUCUACUCGCAUUCAUGAACCUGUCAUCAAAUGGCGGUGAGGCUUUCAACUGGCUUCUCAACAUCGUCUCUGUCGCUGGAUUUAUUGCCUGGAGCUGUAUUUGCAUCUGCCACAUCUGCUUCAUGCGCGCGCUGAAGGCACAAAACAUGGAUCGCGACACCUUGCCAUUCAAGAGCUGGGGCGGCCGUGGCCUCGCAAUCUAUGGGCUUGUUUUCUGUGUCAUUAUCACCAUUACGCAAGGCUUCACCGCCUUCGUACCCUGGAGCGUUCAGGACUUCUUCAUCAGCUAUAUUAGCUUGAUCCUGUUCGCGGUACUGUACAUUGGCCACAAGGUGGUGACACGAAGCAAGUUCAUUAACCCAGCCGAGGCAGAUCUGCUUACAGGCAAGCUGAAUGAAGAGGAGCCCGCAGAAACCUGGGAAGAAAGCCCGCGUAGUUCAUGGAAGAAGUUCGUCAGCAUCUUCUAA
Parastagonospora nodorum SN15 is the source of this 1623-nucleotide messenger RNA. RefSeq lists its product as hypothetical. Gene Ontology annotation, biological process: amino acid transmembrane transport. The record is from RefSeq and is a predicted model, not a curated record. NCBI's taxonomy places the organism in Eukaryota, Fungi, Ascomycota, Dothideomycetes, Pleosporales, Phaeosphaeriaceae. Bases 1 to 1623 code for a protein of 540 amino acids. The transcript has a single exon. Gene Ontology annotation, molecular function: amino acid transmembrane transporter activity. Gene Ontology annotation, cellular component: membrane.